ACCACCGAUUUUGGAAAUGGAAAGUCAUUUUAGGUGUUAUAUGUGCAAUAUUGGGAGGAUUCAUGAUAUGCAUCAUAAUUUUUUAUUUUCGAUACAAGUCAUUAACUCCACUGGUAAAUCUUUGUUGGACUACAAAGAGUGACCUAAAUAUUGAAGAAUUCUUGAAAGAUCACGGAUCUGUAGCAUUGAAAAGAUACACAUUUUCAGAAGUGAAGAAAAUGACUAAUUCCUUCAAAGUUAAACUUGGUCAAGGUGGAUUUGGUGCAGUAUACAAAGGAAAACUACCAACCGGAUGCCCUGUGGCUGUAAAAUUAUUAAACGUGUCUAAAAGAAAUGGUGAAGAGUUCAUCAAUGAGGUUGCUAGCAUCAGUAGAACCUCUCAUGUUAAUAUUGUCACACUUCAAGGAUUUUGUUUGGAAGGUCGAAGGAAAGCUCUCAUUUAUGAGUUCAUGGCUAAUGGUUCCUUAGACAAGUUAAUCUACAACAGCGGGCCAGAAUCCAUUGCAUCAUUGAGUUGGGAGAAUUUGUAUCAGAUCUCAAUAGGGAUAGCUCGAGGGUUGGAGUACUUGCAUAGGGGAUGUAAUACUCGAAUUUUACAUUUUGACAUAAAACCACAUAAUAUUCUUUUGGAUGAGAAUUUUUGUCCUAAGAUAUCAGAUUUUGGGCUAGCAAAACUUUGUCCCAGGAAAGAAAGCAUUAUUUCCUUGUCAGAUACUAGAGGAACAAUGGGAUAUGUGGCUCCAGAAAUGUGCAAUAGACAUUUUGGUGGAGUUUCCCAUAAGUCUGAUGUUUACAGCUAUGGGAUGAUGUUGCUAGAAAUGGUAGGAGGGAGGAAGAACAUUAAUGCUGAAGCUAGUCACACAAGUGAGAUAUACUUCCCAUAUCUGGUAUAUAGGAGGCUUGAGGAAGACAACAAUGUAAGACCAGAUCAAGUGAUGACCAUAGAAGAAAAUGAGAUUGUUAGGAGAAUGACCAUAGUGGGAUUAUGGUGUAUUCAAACGUUUCCCAAUGAUAGACCUACAAUGAGUGGAGUGGUGGAAAUGUUGGAAGGCAACAUCAAUUCUUUGGAAAUGCCACCAAAACCUUUGUUUUCUUCUCCUGCUAGAUCAGUUUCAUGCUCUUUCUCUGGAAUUUGAUUUUAUUGUAUUUUGGUAAAGUUUUUCUAGAUUCAUUGUAAAAUGGAUCAUUAAACAUAUAUCUCUAGUUAUUUUUAGUCAUUCUCGAAAGCAAAUGCAUCUUGUAUCUAUGUGUUAAUCUUCCACCAUAUUGAUUGCAAAACUAGAUCAACUGUGUAUGAU
Messenger RNA from Vigna unguiculata (cowpea), 1298 nucleotides. Its product is annotated as LEAF RUST 10 DISEASE-RESISTANCE LOCUS RECEPTOR-LIKE PROTEIN KINASE-like 2.4 pseudogene. NCBI's taxonomy places the organism in Eukaryota, Viridiplantae, Streptophyta, Magnoliopsida, Fabales, Fabaceae. The record is from RefSeq and is a predicted model, not a curated record.